Molecule: messenger RNA, 2159 nt
Organism: Saccostrea cuccullata (small rock oyster)
Lineage: Eukaryota; Metazoa; Mollusca; Bivalvia; Ostreida; Ostreidae
Exons: 9
Coding region: 490-1239 (249 amino acids)
Source: RefSeq, a predicted model, not a curated record
AAGGAUUGUAAGGUACUUUCGUUUCGUGCUGAUUGCACACAGUAUUUAAUUUGUGUCAGAACAAGAUACCAGUAACCAAAAACGAUCAGAUGGAGGAAUGGUUAUGUACUGGAGAAUAAUAGUCUAGAGAACAAUGGUAUGCAUAUGAAUCAAACUCUGUGACCAGAAGAGCUCGUGUCCGAAACAAAGAACUAGGUGUUGAGAGAGUGUAUGACAACAGUGGAGAUAAAAUUGCAGUGAUUCCUGGGACUUUUAUGCAUGGUAUAAAAUAAGGUUAAAAGUGAGUAAGGUUACAUAUGUUAACUUUAAUUAUAGGGGAAUCAUAAGAUUGCUUUUAUUUUUUUUCGAGGAGGAUCAGAAGCUUGGACAUGUGAUACAAAGCAUAAAAAUAGAAGAAAAAACUUCCCGAUAUUUCUUUCGUGGAAACAAAAAUAAAAAUCGGAAAUGAUGAUAUGAAACUAGAAGAUAAUUGAUAUCGGCUGACCUCUGAUGAUGGCGCACCCUGGGGUUCCAAAAGACGCCAGAAACAUCACGUUAUUGACGUUGAUGUCAGGUUACAGCCUUAUCUUCAUUAUUAGUCUGUUAACCAAUCAGAUAGUGUCCGUGAAAUCGAAAAGUCCGAGAAUUCAAAAAAGAUUUACGCCAGACGAUGUUUGUACGGAAACAUUUAAAACUAUUAAUCCUGUCAAUGAGUGUCCAACAGAUGAGGAAUCUAUUAAAAGAAGGUCUAGUGAAUUUAAUUGCAAAGAUGUUCGUGAUUCUUGUACCAGUGAAGAUUUGGUUUAUCACUGCGUACAUUCAGGCAGAAAAAUCUUGGAAGUUUGCUCCCCAAGACAUUAUGUUACAGGUAAAUACUGUGUCCAGUUUGACAACGGAGUUGGGCGAGUAAUAGAAGAUUUUAGUGUUCCUUGUCCAGAGUGUCCGUUCCAACAUUACUCAAACGAAUCCAUUACCUAUGCAACAUGUCUGAAAAAAAUACAGUCGUUGACUGUUGUUCAAAGCACCGUGAUGUCAACCGAUGUAUCCACAACAAGCUUUAUAGCUUCAACGUCAACACCGGAUACAACGAAUUUGAUCGGCAAUAAGAAUUGCACGUCCUCUAAAAGACGUAGUAAAAGAAACGCUGAUUGCAACCAGUGUUGCCAUAAUGUACCUUUUAGCACUUCCUCGGGUCAUAUCUUUGGCAUUUCCGUUCCUGUCGUUUUUGUUGUUUUUGGUAUUUGUUCAGCCCUGCUUUAAUUACGUUAAAAAGGACAUUCUGAACCUGAAAAAGAAGAAAAUGAAGAAAAACUAAAUGGCUUGCCAGAUGUGUAAUGGUUAUUUCACACUUUCAACAGACUGAAUGAGUUUGUCGAAAAAUCUCAGAAGACAGCCAAUGGUCUUUUUUUAGUUCGGAGAAAACUAUUACUAUGUUCGAUUUAUUUGAAAUGAUUUCUGGCUCUCAACAGGACACAUAAAUGAAAUAAAAUGAAGUGCAAUGUUUCUGAUGUACUGUGAGAAUCGUAAGGGAUGGUACAAGUACAAGUACCUAUAUUAUAAACAGUGUGGAGACGUAUUUUUUUUAAGUUAUAUUCAUAUGGUAUUUCAAUUUGUUUUAUUCUUAUUUAUAGAUUAUACUUUUAUCGUUCAAGGUACCAUGUACUAAAAAGCCCAUUUUAUUUAUUUUAUUAUCAUCAUUUUAAUAAUCUUAUUACAAUCAUUAUAUGUCUCAUUUGAUUUUGGUUAUACAAUUAUUUUCAAUUGAAUGUUUAAUACUAACGCGUAUCAAGCAUCACUACGAUUAUAAUAAAAAUAUAUAAUAGAGUAAAUAAUACCAAUCAACAACACAAGUAAUCUUACAUUUUUGCACGUGAAUUAAUAAGGCGCUAAUCACUUCAAUAUCACAUUAGAAUCUUAUAUAUUUUAACAUGAAUUGUUUUUAUAUGUUUUCACUUGUGUGUUUUAUAUGUUAUACAUUUGUGUGUUAUGUUAUGUGUAUGUGAUACACUUGUUUUAUAUGUUAUCACUUAUGUUUUUAUAUGUUAUACACGUGUGUGUUUUUUAUCGUACGUGUGUCUUCGCAAAACUUUAAUGUGAUAAUUGUUCUCUUAUGUGUAUAUAUGUACAUUUUAUUAUAAAUAUAUUUCUAUAUUUCUAGUCGGUAAAAGAUCUUUAUAGCU